AUAAAAUGUUUGGAAGUUCUUGACUGGCCGCACAACUGGCAGCUUCUCAUGAAGGGCUCAGCUCCGUGUAGUUAGUUAUUAUAUUCAGCUGUUAACGCAUUUUAUGGCACGCACAGAACACUCUUCCCUGCAGUUACACAUUUUAAUUCAGAUCAAUACAGUGAUCACUGUAUCCAUCCACUAUUUUUGUCAUCCAAUUGUUAAUUUCCUUAUAAUUGGUUCCCACGAUACAGUGGCAAUAAUGUUUCUCUCGUCACUUGUUUUAGUGUGUAGAAGUGUACUUCAAUAUGGCGUCACUUGUUGCGGAUUACAGCUCUUCGGGCGAAAGUGACGAUGAUGUUGAUUGUAACAGUGUCCCUGAAGUGUCAGGCGAAAACAGGCAGCUGAAUGGGCGUACAUCUGAAAAGUUACCACGUCCCAAGUUUGGAACACCAGGUGUUGUGUCGGUCAAGAAUUCUGUGUUCUCAAAUCCAUUUGUAGAGGCAGAGAAUGCGAAGAAAGCUAUCCUUGAGAAGCAUGUUAAAAUGACUCCAACUAAAGAUGAAAUUAAAAUGAUAAAUGGAAAAAGAAUAUGCUGGAAUUUUCGGAAAGGUCGUUGUAGAUUUGGACAUAAUUGUAAGUUUGCACAUGAUUCUGAUUUACAUCAAUCAGAGACAGAGUUACGGGACAGUGCUAACCAGAACGAACAAGUGCCUUUACUCAAUCAGAUAUUACCAGUUCCAGAAGAAGAAACUGAGGCAGAGAAAGAGAGCACUUCUUCAACACAAAUCAUAAGGAAGAAAAGACCAGGUCUUACUUCAGGACUUGUUCCUGGAAAGAAAGUAAUGAAACUAUACAAAAAACAGACGUCUCAAGAUACAGGAUGGAUAAAAGGAAACAGAUAGUUAUUUACUUGUAGGACACAUGCCUAAUAUAUACAGCCUUGUUUGUUCCUAGCACAAAAUACUACAUGAUUCUUACAUAUGGAAUUAUACAUUCAAGUGUAAUUAAUAUGUCCUAAAAGAAAUAAUAUUCAGCAGCAGCAUAACAGAACAAUGUAUUAGCUGUACAUCAUUAGUCAGUUAAGUGAAGUGUCCUUUGAUAAUGUUAAAAAUGAAAAUAGAUUAAUUAAAAUUUAUAGUUUCAUUUACUGGACACUGAUUAUGUGACUACAGUUUCUUGUAAGUCUCAUGAUCAUGGCAAAGAUCUUAGGCUCAAAACUGCAAGGGCUAUACUCGUACAUCAGUCAUAUAUCUAGAACAUUGACUUACAGUUUCUAUAAAGAGGGGAGUGAACAAUCAUGGCACGUCCAGUUCUGUAUAAACUUUGUGAGGAUAAUUUCUCUAGUUGGUUAUUUAGUGAUGAAAGUAUCAGGAUCAUAUGGCUUUGGACAUUAGGGUGAUUGAUGAAUUGGAAAGAAUUUAUAGGGAAGUAGGCAUGGCUUAAUUGAUGUCCUAUCUCAGAAUUUGCCUGAAGGGACUGAGGACAAAUGCAGAAACAUCAGGCUAGGAUAGCCAGUGUCCUGGCAUUGAUUCAAACAGAUCAUUACCAUUAGACCAGCUUCUUUGAUGUGAGAGUAAAGAAAUCCUUAAGUUUUAUAAACAAAAUGCACUAGCAGAAUGCCGCCUUAUAUUCAGCCGUUGCUGUUCAAGCACACAGUCCUGUGGUCCAGGGUUAAGAAGCAACAAUGUGAAAAGUCAGGGGUUUUUCAUAUUUGUUAUUGUUUCAUGAUGAUUUUGCCAUAAAAAUUAUAUUAACUUUCUUGUUGGGAAGUAACAAUGCUGUGGUUUUUCACAAGUGUUAUUAGCUGCUCUACCUGAUGUUGGCCAGGCGUCAUCUACACAGAUAAUCAGGAAACUUAAUAGAUUGAAAGGUUUAAGUGUAAUGGUAUUUCAUGUGGUCAGUUUAAUAAUCUGAAUACAGUGCUGUCAUCCACCAAUGACAGUGGCCACACAGUCUAAGGCACAACCUGUCUUCACUUGCUCAAACACUGGGAUCGUGGGUUCAAAUCCCACUGAAGACAUGGAUGUCUGUGUGCAUUUACUCUUUGUGUGUGG
Messenger RNA from Cryptotermes secundus, 2036 nucleotides. RefSeq lists its product as uncharacterized. NCBI's taxonomy places the organism in Eukaryota, Metazoa, Arthropoda, Insecta, Blattodea, Kalotermitidae. The record is from RefSeq and is a predicted model, not a curated record. Gene Ontology annotation, molecular function: metal ion binding. Bases 288 to 884 code for a protein of 198 amino acids. The transcript is spliced from 2 exons.